CACAGAAUACUUUAUAAUUUAAAAAUGUUCACAAAAUUAUCGAGUGAAAAAAACACGAGUAGGGCAAGAGAAGUACAAGCCACAAGACAAUUCCGAAAGAAAAGAAGAAGGAAAAUCAUGUAAUUGCGCAUUUAAUCGUCAUAAAAUUAAGAUUAUUCGUUCGACAUUUUAUUGGUGGCAUAUUCUUUUAUCGACCACAUAACGAAAAACGAAGGUUUGUUGAUUUCCCAUCUAAAAAACGGGCGCUAUCUUGAACUCGUCUCCAAAUCUAUUACGGCUGCUGCUGCUGCAACAAAGUGGGCACACAAAACUUCCUAAUAAUUCAAUGAAAGCAAGCAAGAGGAAAAAAAGUAUUUACCGAUGAUGCAACUGAAAAGAAAAUAGAAGAGAAAAAUUAUAAAAAAGUACCACUUGCUCUGAGCCAACUGUCGUCAGUCAAUUGUUGUGUGGUGGUGAGAAGUGUGAUUUUUAAAAUACCAGACAUUCCAUAUGUCCGACUCGGAAUACAGUGAAUCCUUUACCGGUGGUGGUCAGGAAGAAAUUGGCGGCAGUGUUGGAGACAAUGAUCGUAGGCAGCGGCAAAUGCAGAUGCAGCAGCAAAAUGCUUAUGGCAACUUUGCUGCUGGUUCCAGCAGUAGUAGCUCUGGCGGAGAUUCCAGCGUUUCAUCCACAUCCUCGGAUGAUGACACGGACGAGGAAAAUGAGUCCGAUGAUUCUUUGGAAUUGGCAAAAAUCACAAAUGAAGUAUUGAGCUUACCUCGAGGUUUAUGCGAAAAUCCUGCAAUUUUUCAAGAGUUUUUCUCAUUGGAAACAUGGAAAGAUCUGCCACCACACAUGCAGAACCAUCUUCAGCAAUUCCUGCCUAACUUUAAUAAAGCUCUACCGCCCCAAAUGGCGGCCGUGGAACAAACCCGUUCCAUUUCCAUGUUAUUUAGCGGAGAAUUGAGUGCAUUUGGCCAAUCGCCCUUGGCUAAUUUACAAAAACAUUUAGAGGCUGGCAAUUAUCGUCCGGAUAUUAAGAAGCUACGUGAAAACAUCAAAAAGUCACAAAGGCGGGAAAGUAAAUUUCAAACCUGCGAACGUUUAUCCUAUAUGGCCAAGCAACUGUUUGUAUCGCGGCAACGUUUACUUGACCAUGCCCACAAAUCUUUGCCUGAUAAUGUUGAGAAAGCCCCUCUGCCCACCACUUCGGUGUCGAGUAUGCGCCAGCCAAAGCCGGGACAUUUAUAUCAUGACAAUAAACUGUCAGCGAUAAGAGCUCGAAAACGUUUCUACAGUGAAAUCUCACAAAUAGCCCAAGAAUUGCAUAUAUCGGAAGAGUUUGCUCUCAGCGCCGAUGAGGAGGAGAAUGACAUGGAUAAUAAUCUUAAUGAGGAGUGGCGUAAAGAUUUAAUACAGCAACAACGUUCACUGGAGGAAAAUGCAGAACCGCCCAAAACGAACAUAGCAUUGGCCGAGCGUUGCGUCUACAGUACUGUGUUCCGGAAACGUUCAGAGGUAGAUGAUGAGGAAGCAUUCCGUUGGCAACAGCGAUCACGUCAAUCGAGGCUAACAAAUCGCAAUUUCAAAGAAUAUUUACGGGAACAUAAGCGGAGAAAACUUACUGAACCGACUUUACCCGAGCUGGAGACAUCUGAUAUACGCUUAAGAGACGUAUGUGCCCGGGCACAGAUUGGUGGCAAUUUCAAACGUCUCCCUGGAACAGGAAAACCAGGACGCAAACCUAAGUCUCUAAUAUCAGCAGCUAACAAUUCCAUGACAACUUCAAUGAUUGCUGGAAACACUGAAGCAACUUUGGGCCUCAAUAACAAUAAACAGCAACCAUCCUCAUUACCAGUAACGCCAAAUAAUACAACCACACCCCACCCACAGCUACCGCCACCACAAACACCCAACAAACUAAGUGAACCACCUGCCCUUGUACCCAUUCAACAGCCCAUCACAAAGAAAACUGAAUUAUUUCAGUCUCAGAAUGCCGGCAAUAUGCCAACAGUAUCACCAACAACAACACCAGUACACAGUUAUCACCAACAGAAGCAGCAGCAAUUGCAACAAAUGGAAACUUCGCCCUCUUUCACAAGCAACAAAGCCAACAAUCAUUUACAUAAUACAUCAAAUGAUUCACUAAAUAUGUCUUCAUUUAUGACCGGUCACAGUGAUAAUUUGAAUCUGUGUAUGGACGAUGCGUCCUUAUUGGCCUCCAGUGAUCAUGAAGCUUUUACUAUGUUAGAUAAUGAGGUAGAAUUACAGCAGGAAGAGGUGGAAACUUUUGGUGGUUCAGCGGGUGAUGACAAUUUAAGCAACUUUGUUAUUGGGGAUGACAUUGUUUUGGGAGGUCCAGGAAAUGGCUCAUCUAUUUUACAGAGUCCACAUGGCCAUAAAAAUGGAAAUCGAAAUAACAAUCAACAACCAUUGCCCAAAUUGGAGCCAAUUUCUACAAAAUCUACUCUUAAAUCCGCAAACAAUCAAAAAUCCUUAUCAGCAACAUCGCCCACAUCGAACAUGACAAACCUCAUUUGCUCCAGUGAAUUGAUACAGGAGACUCAUGCCUCCUAUUUCUCAUUGAUACGCGACUUCUUCUGUUCCACGCCCAAUCAUCGAAUGCGUUAUGACGAUUUAAAAUGUAAAAUAGAUAUUUGGUUGAGGAAUCCCAUAACUGCCCUUAAUGAGUGGUAUGCUCAUGCCGAUAAUUGGUCGAAUCUUCUAAGCUCUGCAAUUAAUUUUUUGGUUGGCGAUUUUCCUGAUCUCCCCGAAGAAUAUGUACCCUACAUUGAGCAUAAAUUACAGUUGAAUAUCUAUCAAUGGAUAGGUGCGGGACGUGAUUCCGACACUCGUUUGGCGGACCUAUGUAGUCUGUGGAUGGAGAAGAGAAAACAUCCGCAGGAUAGACAAAAGACAUUAGAAGGCAAAUUAGAGGUAUUGCCCAAAUCGCAAGUAGAAAGUGACGAAACAGCGGCUGAAGCUGCGGCAAUGAUACCGCCACCACCUCCACCAAGAUUUCCCACAAAUUGGACUGUACGACCUGCUACACAAGAGGAAAUACUUGAAUUUCAACGGCAAGAAAGAGAACGUUUUGAACAGCCUCACAAAGCCUACACGUAUUUCAUGCAUGGUUAUGAAAGUGUUGUGGGUCCCGUCAAGGGAAUCUAUACGCCAAUGUUGGCUUUGGCAAAGGCGCGAGGACACAGUAUGAUGGUGGGUGAUAGACCGAACUUUGUGACCAUUCUCACUCUGGUGCGGGAUGCCACCGCUCGUUUGCCAAAUGGUGAGGGCACGCGGGCCGAUAUAUCCGAGCUAUUGAAAUGCUCACAAUACAUUAAUCCAGAUGCAGCUGAAAAUGUUUUACAAACAAUAGUCAGUGGAGCAUUGGAUCGUAUGCAUACGGAGCACGAUCCCUGUGUACGUUACGACCCGAAAAGGAAAAUAUGGAUUUAUUUGCAUCGAAAUCGCACAGAGGAGGAAUUCGAGCGUAUCCAUCAACAAAAUCAAACGACUGGAAAGUCGAAAAAACUGCAACAGCGUAAACCCAGACCCAUGACAAUGACACCAGGAGCUAAAUUAAAUAGUCCCGAACAGGAAAUGGCAGCAGAGUUGGGUGUGGCAAAUGGUGGCGGAGUUGGAACACUGAAAACACUACCUGCCUUGGUACCCGCCAAUCCUAUUAUUGUCAGCAACAAUAGCAGCUCCCAAAGGCAGCAGCUUUCCGCAAUAUCGCAGCAAAAACAUUUGCAACAACAACAGAUUCAAUUGAACAAAUGCCCGCCCGUUCCACCAUUAAAAUAUAACAUACCUCCCUCGCAACAAGUUUCGGUGAUGACCACCAGUCCACAGCAGGCUCAGCAACAGAAAUCUUUACUCAAGCCAACAAUAAGACAAGAAAAGACCAAUACGGGCCAGCAUAGUUUUCAGGUUCCGCAAGCAAAGACCUCCAAUCAACAUUCAAAUACAACCCCGAUUGUUGUCGCCACACCCCAAGGCCUACAAACUGUACAUGUUUCAAAUGCCACCUCAGUGGUUUCAUCGAAUACUAACAAAAUCCAUCAACAACAAACAUCUCCGGUACAACAAACCAACCUUACCGCCAAUUUGGCCGGCAAGCGUGUUAUGCUCAACAAGCCCAUAAUUAUCAAUCAAGUCACCAAUCAAGUAAAUCCAACCGUUAGUUCUACAACCAAACAAAAAUCACCCCAACAAAUAGUUAAACAACAAAGUCGCAUCACCCUUAGUCCACAACAACAGCAGCAAUUGCAGCAACAAUCCUCAAAUAUUAUUACCUUGCCCAUCUCGAUGGCCAAUAGCAUUAAUAUAAAUACAAAUAACGCUGCCGCAGCUGCAGAUCUCUCGGAUAACACAAUUUCGACGGCAGCUCACUCUCCUUCUCUAGGCGGUAAACAAAAUAUCAUACGCCUUCUGCCAACAUCCAAAACAAUACUAACAUCGCCCACCGGUGGGAGCGGUCAACAUUUGGUCAAUAGGCAGCGAAUUGUUACAACAAAUCUAUCGGCCACUAGUCCAGUACCAACCGAUCAGAGGCCCAGUACACCGCAACAGCAUCAACCACAACGGAGUACUUCAGGUUUCCAAUUGUUAUCGAGUAGUGGAAAUGUUGUCACCAUCAACAGCAGUCCAAGUAGUUCCACGACGGCAACAUCCACCCCGACCGGAGGCUCUAUUGUCAAAAUGUCUGCCCAGCAAUUUGCUGCGCUACAACAAAAACAGGCAGCCGCCCAACAGCAACAGCAUAUUAUUAUGAAACAAUCUACAUCGCCUACUGGAGUCAAAAUGCAAACGGGUCAGACUGUUAAAACUCAAAGAGUUAUAUUGGGCAACACAUCUGUUAUUGGACAAUCCACGCAGGGCAAAAAUAUUAUACUACAGCAAUUACCAGUCGGCAGUUCGACUUCGGUGGUGGUCACACCCACGACAACAACAACAUCUGUCUCAGCAACGACCACUCUAAGUGGUAGUAAUAAGAUACAAACAAUUAACACAACAAUAUUGACUCCGCAACAACAAAGAAUACUCAUGCAAAAUCUUAAACAGCAGCAACAACAGCAACAAUCCAGUAAUAUUAAUCAAAAUCAAUUACAAUUUAAAACUGUACAAGUUGUCGCGAACAAUGCCGGCUCAACAACACAACAACAACAGCAAAACAUUAUCCAAAGACCCCAAACCAUAACACUGGCAACACAAUCGAACACAACACCCAAGACUGUAGUGAUGGCAACAUCACAGGAUAGCAUUGCUUCGCCACAGCAACAGCAACAAGGUUUCACAAAAAUACUCAAAACAACAAGUCCCCAACAACAACAACAGAAAACUUCAGAGGCAACUUCAAAUCAAACUGCUCGCAUUAUAACCAGUUCGGGCGCACAAAUUAUUUCCUUGGAUAGUUUGCUACAAAAACAAGGAGGAGGUACACUACGCAUUGCUGGCACCGUAAAUCCCCAAACAGUUGUUAAGGCGAGCAAACAAUUAAGUACUACUAUAUUACAAAAGGCUCCACAGCAGUUGCAGCAAACCCCGCAGCAAUCAAAACAUCCACAAUCUCCACAACAACAACAACCACAAUAUGCCAUUGUUUCUGUACCGAACAGUAUUAUAUCACUGGGUAAUACUAGUAACAUAACCGUUGGCCAAAGAAUUAUAUCAACUCAAGCAAAUUCUGGUACGGUUAACACAUCGUUUGUUAACGUUGAUGCCACGAAAGUAACACCCGGCAUUGUGACAACAGCCACCGGUCAACGACGCAUCUUAACAACUGCGGGUGGUACAAAAAUUAUCAGCAAAGCUGGUGCCACCACAGCAGCGGCGGCUACGGGGGCGAGUAAUAUUCGUGUAUUGAAUGCCAACAACCAACAGGUGUCGGGAAAUCUGAAUGUUACAACGUUACAAGGAAAGCCCCUGGUUUUGGCCUCUGGCAAAACUGUCACGGCCAUUAAUAAGGCACAAAUUGUCAAUCCAUCAGCGCAAAAUAUUAUUCAAACGUCGGCUGGAAGCAUUGUUAUCGGUGGUCAAACCAUUAAACUUCAGCAGGGAAAUACAAAUAUCCAACAGCUUCUUAAUAGAAGUGGUAACAUAGUGACAGCUCAGCAGCAAGCCACAACGUCAAAUCAAGCCAGCAGCAACAGCGGUAGUAAUACUGGAACAGGUCAACUGCAAACCGUUAUUAUGGGCAAUCAAAUACUUCGGGUGCAACAAAUGCCACAAAUUGUUACGGCAUCCGGAAAUCGUCUAACAACGAAUGUGAUCAAUAAUAAGAUCAUAAAUAGUAGUGAAUCGGUGGGAGGAACUACAACAGCUACUUCCACUACAACAAAUGCACCGAAGACUAUACUCUUGGGUAGUGGUGGACAAACACUUCGAUUGCAGCCAGCCACCUCAAUGGGCCAGACAACGAGUAAAAAUGUUAUUAUAAAUACAAAUCAACAGACCAGCACAGCAUUAAAAACAUCUGCAAGCGGUAGUACAGCAACAGCCACAUCAAAUCGCGUAGUCUUGGCUGUACAAGGCGGUGGCCAAAUAUUUCUAUCGCCAAAUAAUCUAAAUCUUAAAACUCUGCAGAAUUUGAAAAUGGUUUCACUGGCCCAAGCCAAAGACCAACAAAACAAUUCAGGCAACAUUCAAACACAGGCGAAUAUUUUGAAAAUAUCACCUUCAUCUACAUCUAAUGAUGCAAAUGUUUAAUUAAGUUGAUUUACUUAAAUAUUUCCACUCCCAUUUUUUGGAGCAACAAAAAGAACAAAUAAAGCAACAUGAUUAUAUCACGUUGAAAGUAAUUAAUAAUUACGCCAAGCGUAAAAUGAAACAUUGAUUACGGCGGCUCCUAACCAAGGACCCCACCCCUUCCCCCUCUUUCUUACUCCCUUGUACAUAUGAAGAAAUAAAUAUGUAAUAUACAAUUAGCAUUAAUAUUUGAUUAAUAAUUAAAUACCCAUAUAUAGAACUAAAACGCUGGCUCACAACAACAUUAUAUUCUACAUCGUAUUCGAUUGAGAGAAAUUCAUCCAUCAACACGUUAGCUUUGUAACAUUCACCAAAACGGUUUAUGCACUGCUCACAAAACAUUAUAUACAUACAUCCAUAAAACCGCCUCACCCACAUUUUCAUUUUUUCUAACUAAUACUUAAUGCUGAAAUACAAACAAUUUGUAUUUGAAAUGUUUGUUUAAAUUAUUAUUAUUAUUAAAACAUAAUACAAAUACACUUGAGUUAAAUAUAACAAAGCAGAA
Molecule: messenger RNA, 7231 nt
Organism: Musca domestica (house fly)
Lineage: Eukaryota; Metazoa; Arthropoda; Insecta; Diptera; Muscidae
Product: nuclear factor related to kappa-B-binding protein
Exons: 6
Coding region: 490-6687 (2065 amino acids)
Cellular component (GO): Ino80 complex
Molecular function (GO): protease binding
Source: RefSeq, a predicted model, not a curated record